Molecule: messenger RNA, 999 nt
Organism: Microsporum canis CBS 113480
Lineage: Eukaryota; Fungi; Ascomycota; Eurotiomycetes; Onygenales; Arthrodermataceae
Product: methylenetetrahydrofolate dehydrogenase
Exons: 4
Coding region: 1-999 (332 amino acids)
Biological process (GO): purine nucleobase biosynthetic process
Cellular component (GO): cytosol
Molecular function (GO): methylenetetrahydrofolate dehydrogenase (NAD+) activity; methylenetetrahydrofolate dehydrogenase (NADP+) activity
Source: RefSeq, a predicted model, not a curated record
AUGGCUUCAGAACAUGAGAAUGUACCGGCAUCGUGUAAAGUCGUUCUAGCUGCCUCUGUCGCCCGCGGCCUGCUGGCUGAAGUCACAGAGGGGAGAAAAGCACUCGAUAAGCCACCCCACCUCGUUGGAUUUCUGGCCAAUUCUGACCCUGCGGCGCGCAUGUAUGCGAAUUGGACAGAGAAAACGUGUAAGGAAAAUGGAUUCCGCUAUACCUGUCGAGAAGUAAGCCGAGAUGACAUCGAGGACGCCAUCAUUGCCGCCAACACCGAUGACGACGUGGACGGGAUAAUGGUGUACUAUCCCAUCUUUAACAACCGUCAAGAUCAAUACCUACAACAGAUCGUCGAUAUAAGUAAAGACGUUGAGGGCCUAAGUCACAGAUACAUCUUCAACAUGUAUCAGAACAUACGCUUCUUGGACCCUCAGCCCGGUGCGCGGAAGCAAAAGUCCAUAUUACCAUGCACGCCUCUUGCCGUCAUCAAGAUAUUGGAAUACCUGCAGAUAUAUAACACUAUUCUACCGUAUGGGAAUCGGCUGUUUGGACAUACCAUAUGUGUUGUGAACAGGUCUGAAGUCGUGGGGAGACCGCUUGCGGCACUGCUGGCGAAUGAUGGCGCGCUGGUAUAUAGCGUUGAUAUCACCGGUGUGCAGAAGUUUACCCGUGGAGAAGGGCUGAAGAAACGGAGACAUGAGGUUGAGGAUAUGGAAGGAUGGACGCUGAAGGAUGCCGUUCCUCAUUGUGAUGUGGUUGUAUCCGGUGUUCCUGGUGAAGCGUUCAAGUUUGAUGAGAACCUCCUGCGCCCCGGCGCGAACUUCACUCCUGCAGUAAAGGAAAAGGCAUCCAUAUAUGUCCCAGCGAUUGGAAAGGUCACAAUCGUUGUCCUCCUUCGAAAUCUAUUGAGGCUCGCGCAGAACCGCAAGCCCGAAGGUGGCCAUCCAGCUGAUGCUGUUGAGAAGCCCGGUACUCUCGAAGGCACCACGGACACACCAAGUGGAUGA